This is a messenger RNA of Ophidiomyces ophidiicola, 324 nucleotides long. RefSeq lists its product as uncharacterized. Gene Ontology annotation, biological process: mitochondrial respiratory chain complex IV assembly. Gene Ontology annotation, cellular component: mitochondrion; respiratory chain complex IV; mitochondrial intermembrane space. NCBI's taxonomy places the organism in Eukaryota, Fungi, Ascomycota, Eurotiomycetes, Onygenales, Onygenaceae. Bases 1 to 324 code for a protein of 107 amino acids. The transcript has 2 exons. The record is from RefSeq and is a predicted model, not a curated record.
AUGGGCUGGUUCUCGAGCUCCCCCAAUAAACCCGAAAAAGCCUCCGAUGGUGGUAAAAUCGCCCCUGAUCGCUCAAGCCGAGACAAAUGUUACAAAGCGCGGGACUCGUUCUUCAGAUGCCUGGAUGAGAACGGCAUCAUCGAUUCGAUAAGAAAAGACGGAGAAGCACGGUCUAAAUGUGGGAAGGAAAUUCAAGAGUUUGAUAGCGCUUGCUCGGCGACAUGGGUGAAAUACUUCAAAGAAAAACGCGUAAUGGAGUAUAGACGAGAUCUGUCGAUUGAGCGGAUAAAACAGGACGAGGCAGCAGCCAAAGGUCAGAAAUAA